This is a messenger RNA of Aureobasidium pullulans EXF-150, 897 nucleotides long. RefSeq lists its product as uncharacterized. The transcript is spliced from 3 exons. Lineage: Eukaryota; Fungi; Ascomycota; Dothideomycetes; Dothideales; Saccotheciaceae. The record is from RefSeq and is a predicted model, not a curated record. Bases 1 to 897 code for a protein of 298 amino acids.
AUGCCAUACAGUCAACUUGCGAAGAACUUUGACGACCCGCAUCACAAACAUGCGAAGCUAUCCAAGCUGGUACCGUACUCAGCACUCAUACUUACAGUCUCAUGCGUCGUCAUAUUCCUCGUCCGAAUGUAUCUUCUGGAGCCACUGGUCAAGAGAUACACGUCCGAGUACAAGCACCUCGACCAAGCGCAAAAGCGAAGCUUCAUCAAUCACUAUGUCGCAGCCAGCAUCAAGCUGAUACUCAUCAUUGCAUCCGUCUACCCUGCGAUAUCGGUCAUCUCUGGUCACAAGAAUCUGCAGUCGCCCUUUGCAGGUAGCUCGACGGUGAAGGAUGGCGAUGUGCUUCUCUGCACCUUCCAAGUGUUUACAGCAAUGUACAUCUUCGAGCUCUUCUACCGCGAGAAGGUCAGCUACAUCAGUGGAGCUCAUCAUAUCGGCGCAAUCAUCAUUACGCAGACUGCCAUAGUUCUGUUCUUGGACCCGAAACAUCAACAAGAUGCAGAGCUGGAAUUUAUCAUGUGCCUGCUAUGGGGGUUCUUUGAUAUUGUCGCAGAGUUCUGGCCUCAUGCCGCUGUCAUUGUGUAUCGUACCUGGCCCAAGAAACACAUGAUGCUUGCCGACAUCUUUCUUGCGACAGCGAUACUCGAAAUAAUUGGCACCAUCGUCGAGACAGUGACGGUAUUCUCUAUCUUCUUCUCUCUAUGGAGACAUUGGACCCUGGAGUUCAAGGUCUUGAGCCCGACACUGCAUCUGUUGUUCAGUUGUGCUCAGCUUUGGGGCGCAAGAGUGUUUUGGGUGAUGUCGCAACAGCACAGAAAGGCUGCUGCUGAUGGUCUUGACCCCGAAAUGCUAAAGGAAAGUAACCCCCUUCCUUCUAAAGUAGGGGACAUUAUAUAG